GACCAAAACCAAAACAAAGACUUGAAAAAAACAAGAGAAGAAAAUAAAACACCUUCGGGAGCGGGUGGUUGAAGAAGAACCGGUGGUAGCUCCUUCCAUUCACAUUUUCCAUUUUCAUCAAAAUUCGAUCUUCAAAUUUCAAUUUCAAUUUCAAUUUCAACAAUUUCAUUCAUCUUUCUUCGAUUCAUUACAAAUAAACACUCUUUUCUGAAUUCAAUUUAUCAAAAUUCAAAAGGGGCAAAAUGGGAAUGAAACAAGUUAUUAAGAAUCUCGAUGCAUUUCCUCGCACAGAGGAUCAUUUGUUGCAGAAAACCCAAUCUGGUGCUCUUGUUUCGAUCAUUGGUUUAAUUAUAAUGGCUACGUUGUUUCUGCACGAGUUGGGUUAUUAUCUUACAACUUACACUGUUCAUCAGAUGUCUGUAGACUUGAAGCGUGGAGAAACUCUUCCAAUUCAUAUAAAUAUGACAUUCCCUUCUUUACCUUGUGAUGUUUUAAGUGUGGAUGCCAUUGAUAUGUCUGGCAAACAUGAGGUGGAUCUUGAUACAAACAUAUGGAAACUCCGUUUGAACAGUUAUGGGCAGAUAAUUGGCACUGAAUAUAUAUCUGAUCUUGUUGAAAAGGGACAUGAACAUGAUCAUGAUCAUGGCACUCACAAGCAUGAUGACAGUAAAGAUCAUCAUGAGCAUUCAGAACAAAAAGUUCACUUACAAACCUUUGAUGAAGCCACUGAAAAUACCAUCAAGAAGGUGAAGGAGGCAUUAAAAAAUGGAGAAGGAUGCAGGGUUUAUGGCGUUUUAGAUGUUCAAAGGGUUGCUGGAAAUUUCCAUAUUUCAGUGCAUGGGCUAAACAUAUAUGUUGCACAAAUGAUCUUCGAUGCAGGAAAGAAUGUGAAUGUUAGUCAUGUUAUCCAUGAUUUGUCAUUUGGCCCCAAAUAUCCAGGAAUUCAUAACCCACUUGAUGAGACGUCAAGGAUUCUCCAUGAUGCAAGUGGAACUUUUAAAUACUACAUAAAGAUUGUUCCAACUGAAUACAGAUAUAUCUCUAAAGAAGUUCUACCGACUAAUCAGUUCUCAGUUACAGAAUACUUUUCCCCCAUUACUAGUCAAUUUGAUCGGACAUGGCCAGCUGUGUACUUUUUGUAUGAUCUAUCGCCUAUUACUGUCACUAUCAAGGAAGAGCGCCGUAGUUUUCUUCAUUUUAUUACUCGGCUUUGUGCCGUGCUAGGUGGAACCUUUGCUGUAACAGGGAUGCUGGACCGUUGGAUGUACAGACUCGUUGAAGCUGCAACUAAACCAAAGAAUAAAAAGUAGAUCUUGAAGACAUGACAAUUUCAAGCAACUCUCCUGCAUCUCCAAGAGAUUCCAGGCACUAUUUGGAAUUUACUUCAAUACUCACAGAUUUGAAAUGUAGCAGCACAGUUGAAUCAAGCAUCAACAUUUGAACUUUCACAGUUUUGUGUUCAUAGAAUUCCUUGUAGUGUCUGACAUCAAACAUUAGUUGAUCUUAAUCUCUUUUGUUUUGUAAUGGAUGUUUUGAAUAUAGUGAAUGAGGUAUAUUGCCAGUUUUCUCGUA
Medicago truncatula (barrel medic) is the source of this 1572-nucleotide messenger RNA. RefSeq names its product endoplasmic reticulum-Golgi intermediate compartment protein 3. The coding region runs from base 243 to 1310 and encodes 355 amino acids. Gene Ontology annotation, cellular component: endoplasmic reticulum; COPII-coated ER to Golgi transport vesicle. The record is from RefSeq and is a predicted model, not a curated record. Lineage: Eukaryota; Viridiplantae; Streptophyta; Magnoliopsida; Fabales; Fabaceae. The transcript has 11 exons.